AUGAUGUUCCCCAAGUUUUGGGCUAAAUCCGAUAUCGAUUGGUCCAUGAAAUUGGACAAUUCAGGUUCGUACGAAGUUCGUUCUGAAAUGGUGUGUUUGGUGUAUUGCAUAGUUUUGGCAUUGGAUUUCACUCAAACCACCCCAAAUGACUCCUCCCACAACAUUGUGAUGUUCCCCAAGUUUUGGACUCAAUCCGAUAUCGUUUGGUUCAUGAAAUCGAACAAUUCAGGUUCGUACGAAAUUCGUUCUGAAAAGGAGUGGUUGGCGUAUUGCAUAUAG
This is a messenger RNA of Prunus armeniaca (apricot), 279 nucleotides long. The record is from the annotation of a GenBank genome assembly. NCBI's taxonomy places the organism in Eukaryota, Viridiplantae, Streptophyta, Magnoliopsida, Rosales, Rosaceae.